Rangifer tarandus platyrhynchus (Svalbard reindeer) is the source of this 483-nucleotide messenger RNA. NCBI's taxonomy places the organism in Eukaryota, Metazoa, Chordata, Mammalia, Artiodactyla, Cervidae. The record is from the annotation of a GenBank genome assembly.
AUGCAGUUGGAGGGAUCCUUCCGGAACGUGAUCUUAAGAACCAUCGGAAGAAACUCAGCCUCCAAGAGAGGCCACCAAGCCGGCACCACCCACUUUUCCCCCUUCAUUCAUUUCCCACUGGUGUCGGCCCCUGCCCCACCCACCAUGCUUGGGCAAAGUGCUGUCUGUUCUUCCCUGACUCCAAGAGCGAGAAGAAAGCAAAGCGAUGUGUGCUGUCUGCGUCCCUCCUGGAUCUGGGCUCCACGCUCACUCAAGCACCUCCCUGAGCCGUGCGCAAGCGUGCGAUGCACUGAACCCAGGGAUGGACAGACAGGCCUGGAUCCGAGUCCUGCCUCACCACCAACUGGACAUGCUUUGCAGGCCAAUCGCUUUGACUCUUUGACCCUCAGUGGAUGUCCGUCUAUGGGCCUCACUGGUGGCUCAGAUGGGAAAGAAUCUGCCGGCAACGCACGGGUCAUCAAGACUAACGCUCAUCGAGACUAA